Molecule: messenger RNA, 726 nt
Organism: Haemonchus placei
Lineage: Eukaryota; Metazoa; Nematoda; Chromadorea; Rhabditida; Trichostrongylidae
Source: the annotation of a GenBank genome assembly
AUGGAGGAGGUUGGCUCAUUGCUGAUGGACUCGAUCGAUGUCAGCCAGCCGACGGACGACGACGACGGCAACCUCUGUGGAGGUGACCCAACUCAAUACUCAGAAACCAUCGAGGAAUCGUUGGAGGAGAGACAAGCCCUUUUCGAACAGUUGAAGAAGGAAUAUACGGAUAUGAUAUGCAAAGAGAAACCAGCAGUCAUUUUUGCGCAGGAAGAGAGUGAAGUUACAGAGGGAACCACACUUGAAGAUUUUCUACAAAAACAUGGACCAUUUCCAGUGGAAGAGCACAUCGCAGCAGGGAUUAUACGAAGUGUGAGUUCGGCGAUUAUGUUCCUGCACUGCAGAGAAGUGAUUCAUGGCUGUUUGGAUUUCACGUCUGUCGUUCUUGACAGAUAUUUCAACGCUAAAACCAUCAUUUCUUCAGCAGUCUAUCGCGUAAAAUCGUCUAAAGCGGCAGGAGCCAGGGGUAAGGUCGAAGAUGUAUUUCAUGUUGGACUGUUGCUCUACCGCUUGCUCACUGGACACAAGGCGAAAUUCGGGGAUAACGGUGAACUGUUGACCAAACCAAGUCCAUAUAUGAGAAUAUCGGAAAGAGGAAUGAAACUGGUCGAAUUUAUGUUUGCAACGAAUCUGAGAUUCCCUCCAACGAUUGGACGAGUUCGUUACAGUGAAUGGCUGGACGAAUGUGACGAAAACCCACCGGUAUUUGUCCUGUUUCCUAGCUGA